UUCUUCUUCUUCUUCUUCUUCUUCUUCUUCUUCUUCUUCUUCUUCUUUUUCAGCUAGAUCUCAGGGGAUGCAAAUUAGCUAAUGAGGUACCGAUAUUCAAGCAUUUCUAUUGAGCCAAAAAAUAAUGUAUUCUCAUUAUUUCUACCUCACCCCUCCCCAGGAGUAAACUAUUGGCAAUUAUGAAAACAUUUCAUUGUAUAUGAAUUUUGGUAUGUCAGCCUUACCCUGUAACAACUUAUAUUUUCUUAGAAUUUUAAAAUGUGCCUUGUUAUAUAUUUCUGCGUAGUUGACUUUUAAUUGAAUUGAAUGGUAUGUCUGUUUUUCCCUCAUCUAGUCUCUACAUCGGAUCAACAUUGAUUAUUGUUCUCAACGGAUAUGAUGUCAUCAGGGAAGCAUUCAUGCACAGGGCAGAUGUGUUUACUGAUAGACCGCGUUUGUUCAUAGAUGAGGCAAGUGUGUUUUAUUUUCAAAGCAUGUUGUUUAACGUAUACACAACUAGAAUGGAUCUGAAAAGAAGAUGGAAUAUUAGUUUCGAGAAUAAAAAAAUAACAUUAAAUCUUUUUCAGGUUUCUGGCUAUGCUGGUACCGGUGUCAUUUGUUCAUCUGGUGCCAAUUGGAAAGAACAGCGUACGGUCUCUCUAAACAUUCUGAAGUCUUUUGGCAUGGGGAGCAGCGGUCUGGAAGGAAAGGUUCGAGAGGAAAUGGAGCACUAUUUGGAAUUUCUUAAAAGCCUUAAUGGACAUCCAGCAGACAUCAGCCUCAGAACUUAUAUGAGUACUUCUAAUAUUAUAUUUUCGAUGACCUUCGGUCAAAGAUUUAAAUAUUCAGACAAAACUUUUGAAAAUAUCGUGAAACUUAUGGAGUAUAAUAUAUCGCUUAUUCAAUUAACGGGGCUCGUUAACUUCUUUCCCGCAUUACAUUAUGCGCCUGGAGAUCCUUGCAAAUCAAGAAAAUUAAUCUCGAACGCUCGUGAAGUUGCUGAAACGUUACGAAACCUGUGUCUGAAAAUGAAAAAUGACAAUACUUCUAACAACAAGUCUGGCGACUUUAUUUCGGCUUAUUUCUCAGAGGCUGAAAAGAGGUCGAUUACGGGUAAAGAGACGUUUAUGGACGAAACUAAUUUAACCAAGAUUCUCGUUGACCUGUUCGCAGCAGGCACCGACACUACAAGCGUGACGAUUAUGUGGUGUAUACUCUACGUUCUCCACUGCCCUGACGUCCAAGAGAAAAUUCACGCCGAAAUCGAGAGAGAAAUCGGAUCAACAAGAAGCCCCACUUUGGAGGACAAGACGAAACUGGUUUAUCUAAACGCCGUCAUUAUGGAAACUCAGAGAUUAUGUAGUAUAGUUCCGUAUGGAGUACCCCACACAUGUACGGAAGAAACGAGGCUAAAAGGUUAUACAGUCCCGAAAGGCUCUUUCAUUUUGUCGAGUUUAGAUUCUGUUUUACUCGACGAAAAGACAUGGGGAUUAGACGCUGCCAAAUUCAAGCCAGAAAGAUUCAUAACUCCGUCAGGACAACUGCGGUCACGGAAAGAGUUCCUGCCCUUUGGUUUCGGCAGACGGAUGUGUCUCGGGAAAUCCCUGGCCAAAAUGGAGCUGUUUCUGUUCCUGUCCAACAUGUUCCAGCGGUUCUCCUUCUUACCGCAAGAGCCAGGCACAGUGCCACCUCUAAAGGAAACGUUCGGACUAGUACGAGCACCUCGGAAGUUCCUUGUACGUGUUGUGGAUAAAAAUAAAUAGGAUUAACGAGAUAGCUUGUGUAUGCAUAU
Aplysia californica (California sea hare) is the source of this 1771-nucleotide messenger RNA. Its product is annotated as cytochrome P450 2U1-like. The record is from RefSeq and is a predicted model, not a curated record. The transcript is spliced from 2 exons. The coding region runs from base 312 to 1742 and encodes 476 amino acids. Gene Ontology annotation, biological process: xenobiotic metabolic process. Gene Ontology annotation, cellular component: intracellular membrane-bounded organelle; cytoplasm. NCBI's taxonomy places the organism in Eukaryota, Metazoa, Mollusca, Gastropoda, Aplysiida, Aplysiidae. Gene Ontology annotation, molecular function: heme binding; iron ion binding; oxidoreductase activity, acting on paired donors, with incorporation or reduction of molecular oxygen, reduced flavin or flavoprotein as one donor, and incorporation of one atom of oxygen.